Messenger RNA from Centruroides sculpturatus (bark scorpion), 446 nucleotides. Its product is annotated as cholesterol 7-desaturase-like. Gene Ontology annotation, molecular function: oxidoreductase activity. The transcript has 2 exons. The record is from RefSeq and is a predicted model, not a curated record. NCBI's taxonomy places the organism in Eukaryota, Metazoa, Arthropoda, Arachnida, Scorpiones, Buthidae. The coding region runs from base 22 to 336 and encodes 104 amino acids. Gene Ontology annotation, biological process: cholesterol metabolic process.
UUUCAGAUUGGACCAGCAAUAAUGCGUGCUCAGUUCAAAAGUAUAUUUGGAAAUGGAAUAUUCGUAUGUGGCAUUAUACCGGAAGGACCAGUUCGAGUGAGAUUGAUACGACAAUUUUACACUCCUUCUCGAUUUGCACGCAUAAGUGAUUAUGUUUAUUUUUUUCUUGAAAGUAAUGUGUUUGAGCGGGACAUUCGAAUAUGGAAUUACAAAAUGUAUUUGAAGAAUCCAGUUUACGUAUCAGACGACAGAGAAAUUGCCAAAUAUAGACGAUGGUACUCUCAGUUUUACAGUGAAAACAGCCCCAGGAUUGAAGAAAAUGAUCUUAGUUGGUGAUUAGAAGCAAUGUUAUACUUUAAAGAUCUUCUGACCGAAAUUACAUAUAUUUUUUAAAUUUUGGCUUUUUAUUAUCAUAAUUGAUUUUGAAUUGUAAUUCGUGUUUUUGC